AUGAAGAUUUGGAUAGGUUUUGGAGAAGAUGAUGAUUUGGGACUAGGGUUCUUGAGGGCUUUGGGGGAUUUUGGAGUUGUUUUGGAACUCAUUUGGGGGGUUGAAACUAUUGCCUUUACAAGGGAAGCUGCUGCUAAUUCCUAUUUCUGCUAUAUUUUCCUUAACACGGACUAUUACCUCUCAGGAGUGAAACCAUAUGAAGUUUCUUUUCUUGCCAUUUUAACUGCAUGCUCGAAUGCUGGUCAAGUGGAUCAGGGCCUUCAGUUAUUUGAUAGCAUGAAGCGUGACUACUUCCAGAGGACUAUGAAGUAUUAUGCCGUUAUGGAUGAUUUAUUUGGUAGGGCUGGACAGCUGAAAGAGUCUCUAAAUUUUAUUUAA
Fraxinus pennsylvanica is the source of this 378-nucleotide messenger RNA. The record is from the annotation of a GenBank genome assembly. Lineage: Eukaryota; Viridiplantae; Streptophyta; Magnoliopsida; Lamiales; Oleaceae.